Molecule: messenger RNA, 1511 nt
Organism: Suillus bovinus
Lineage: Eukaryota; Fungi; Basidiomycota; Agaricomycetes; Boletales; Suillaceae
Product: phosphoglycerate kinase
Exons: 8
Coding region: 29-1279 (416 amino acids)
Biological process (GO): glycolytic process; gluconeogenesis
Cellular component (GO): cytosol
Molecular function (GO): phosphoglycerate kinase activity; ADP binding; ATP binding
Source: RefSeq, a predicted model, not a curated record
CCCACUGAUCCUAAAGUUGACGACCACCAUGUCUCUCUCGAACAAGCUCUCCAUCACAGAUCUCAACCUAAAGGGCAAGCGUGUCCUCAUCCGCGUUGACUUCAAUGUUCCCAUGCAGGAUGGAAAAAUUACUAACCCCGCUCGUAUUGUGGCAGCAUUGCCCACUAUUAAGUAUGCUCUUGACAACGGCGCGAAGACCGUUGUCCUCAUGUCCCAUCUCGGCCGUCCAGAUGGCAAGGUUGUUGAAAAGUACUCCCUCAAACCAGUCGCUGGCGAGCUCCAAAAUCAUCUCGAAAAACCCGUAAUCUUUCUCCCCGAUUGCGUGGGCCCUGAGGUCGAGAAUGCUGUGAACACUGCCAAGACUGGCUCUGUCAUUCUUCUCGAAAAUCUUCGCUUCCAUAUCGAGGAGGAGGGUUCUGUCAAGAACAAAGAUGGAACAAAAACUAAGGCUGACCCUGCCAAGGUUGCAGAGUUCAGGGAUGCACUUACACGACUCGGUGAUAUUUAUGUCAAUGAUGCCUUUGGCACUGCUCACCGUGCUCACUCGAGUAUGGUCGGCGUCAAAUUGCCCCAACGAGCCGCAGGCUUCCUUGUCAAAAAGGAGCUUGAGUACUUCGCAAAAGCUCUUGAGAAUCCUGACCGACCUUUCCUCGCUAUCCUUGGAGGUGCCAAGGUGUCAGACAAGAUUCAGCUGAUUGAGAAUAUGUUGGAUAAGGUUAACUCUCUUAUCAUCUGCGGUGGCAUGGCUUUCACAUUUUCAAAGACAUUGAACAAUGUAUCCAUUGGAGACUCCCUUUUUGACCAAGCCGGUUCUGAAAAGGUUAAAGCCCUUGUGGAAAAGGCAAAGAAGAACAAUGUAAAACUGGUCUUCCCCAUCGACUUUAUCACUGCUGACAAGUUCGACAAAAAUGCAAAUACCGGGAUUGCAACUGCUGCUGAGGGCAUUCCUAGUGGGUGGAUGGGCCUCGAUGCCGGCCAGAAAAGCCGCGAGUUGUUUCGCCAGACAGUACUCGAGGCCAAGACCAUAUUAUGGAAUGGUCCUCCCGGUGUGUUUGAGUUCCCUGCUUUUGCAGAGGGCUCAAAAGCUCUCCUCGAUGCAAACGUCGAGGCUGCGCAGAGAGGCGUGACCGUCAUAAUUGGUGGUGGUGAUACUGCAACAGUUGCGGCACUCUAUAACGCUGAGGACAAGAUAAGUCACGUCAGUACAGGCGGAGGUGCUAGCUUGGAGCUGUUGGAGGGCAAGAUCCUGCCUGGUGUGGCUGAGCUUAGCGAGAAGUGACUCUACGAAGGAAGGAAGACGGCUUGUUUAUAGAGGGGUUUGUACCUCAGUAUUACAAUGGAAUUGUACUAUAUCAGUUUGUAAAACGCAUAUUUUAGUACGGAUGUGAAAGCAGCAUAGGCGAUCAAGAUGGUGGCCCAAGAGACCUCAUUGCAUGAUCAGUCUUAUCAAGGACUUGCUUAGUGACGUGACUUCUAUAUUAGCUAAUUAUUAUCAAGAUGUUUGAACGUUA